AUGCAAUUGUCCAGCCUCUUCAAGCUCGCUCUCUUCACUGCCGCCGUCUCUGCGGAUACCGUUUCGUAUGAUACCGGCUACGACGACGGUUCCCGCUCUCUCAACGUCGUCUCCUGCUCCGACGGCCCCAACGGCCUCGAGACCAGAUACCACUGGUCGACCCAGGGCCAGAUCCCUCGCUUCCCAUACAUCGGAGGUGUCCAGGCCGUUGCCGGCUGGAACUCUGCUAGCUGCGGAACCUGCUGGAAGCUGUCGUACAGCGGCCACACCAUCUACGUCCUGGCUGUUGACCACGCCGCUGCUGGCUUCAACAUUGCGCUCGACGCCAUGAAUGCUCUGACCGGUGGCCAGGCCGUUGCAUUGGGCCGUGUUACUGCUACCGCUAGCCAGGUCGCUGUCAAGAACUGCGGUCUUUAA
This is a messenger RNA of Trichoderma aggressivum f. europaeum, 417 nucleotides long. RefSeq lists its product as uncharacterized. The coding region runs from base 1 to 417 and encodes 138 amino acids. The record is from RefSeq and is a predicted model, not a curated record. Lineage: Eukaryota; Fungi; Ascomycota; Sordariomycetes; Hypocreales; Hypocreaceae. The transcript has 2 exons.